AUGGAUACUCAUCUCAAGUGGUUGAGUCCUGAACAGAAAGAAGAAUUGUUAGAAAUGAAAAAAAAUGGAAAGUCAAAGAAAGAGAUUCAGGCGAAGGUGGAGCAUUAUUUGAAUCAUCUUGAGGGCGAUGCGAAGAAAGAAGCAACUCAGAGCUUGAUUGGAGGAUGCCGUGAGAUACUGAAAUAUGUCAUUGGUGAAGAGAACACAGCUGAAUUAAGGUCGAUGAAGGAUUCUGGAGCAACAAAUGAAGAAUUAAAGUCAAAAUUGCACACUUUUGUGGAUGCAGUUCACGAUGAGCACAAGAAGGGAUAUGUUGAUGACUUCGGACCAGCAUGCAUGAAGUUGUAUGGUAUCACAAGUUCCAGAAGAAGAAGAGACCAUCGCUUUACGUUGGAGUCAAGCUUGGAUACCCACCUGAAGUGGCUCAAUGCUGAUCAGAAAGAACAUCUGCUGCAAAUGAAGAAGGAUGGUAAAGACAAAAAAGAGAUUCAGGGGAAGUUGAUGCACUACUAUGAGGAACUCGAUGGUGAUGCAAAGAAACAAGCCACUGAAAAUUUGAUCGGCGGUUGCCGUGAGAUCUUGAAGUAUGUUAUUGGUGAGGAGAAAACAGCUGAAUUGAAAUCAAUGAAGGAAUCGGGAGUAAGUAAGGAUGAAUUGAAGGCGAAACUACAUGUGUUUUUGGGUGAAGUUCACGAUGAGGAGAAGAAAAAAUACAUUGAUGACUUUGGACCAGUUUGUAUGAAACUCUAUGGUAUCAAUCAUUCAAGAAUGAGGAGACACCGUCAUCAUUUCACGCUCGAGAGUUGCAUGGAUACUCAUCUGAAAUGGUUGAACCCUGAACAGAAAGAAGCACUGUUACAAAUGAAAAAGGAUGGCAAAAACAAAAAAGAGAUUCAAGAGAAGCUGAUGCACUACUAUGAAGAACUCGAAGGUGAUGCAAAGAAACAAGCCACUGAAAAUUUGAUCUCCGAAGGUGCUAAUGAUCAUCAGCAUAGAAAUGUUAGGCAUACGGUAAGUACAUAUUUUCUCAGCCUUUGCUGGAGCGACUUAUUUAUUCUUGGCAUUAUUCUGACCUUGAUCAAUGCGAUUUUCUGA
This is a messenger RNA of Anisakis simplex (herring worm), 1095 nucleotides long. NCBI's taxonomy places the organism in Eukaryota, Metazoa, Nematoda, Chromadorea, Rhabditida, Anisakidae. The record is from the annotation of a GenBank genome assembly.